Messenger RNA from Aspergillus homomorphus CBS 101889, 1188 nucleotides. RefSeq names its product mitogen-activated protein kinase mpkC (gene mpkC). The record is from RefSeq and is a predicted model, not a curated record. Gene Ontology annotation, cellular component: cytoplasm; nucleus. Gene Ontology annotation, biological process: osmosensory signaling pathway; protein phosphorylation; cellular response to oxidative stress. Lineage: Eukaryota; Fungi; Ascomycota; Eurotiomycetes; Eurotiales; Aspergillaceae. Gene Ontology annotation, molecular function: MAP kinase activity; ATP binding. The transcript is spliced from 9 exons. The coding region runs from base 1 to 1188 and encodes 395 amino acids.
AUGGCCGAGUUCAUUCGCUCGCAGAUCUUGGGAACCACCUUCGAGACCACAAACAGAUAUGCGGACCUCCAACCGGUCGGACUUGGGGCCUUUGGGCUCGUCUGCUCCGCAAACGAUCUCAUCGCCCGCCAACCAGUAGCCAUCAAGAAGAUGAUGAAGCCAUUCUCGAACCCCACGAUCGCUAAGCGUACGUAUCGGGAAGUUAAGCUGUUGAAGCAUUUACGUCAUGAAAAUCUCAUUGGCCUGAGUGAUAUCUUCAUCUCACCAUCCGAGGAUGUGUACCUUGUGACCGAGUUGUUGGGAACUGAUCUCAACCGACUGCUCACAGCCAAGCCCCUUGAUGGCAAGUUUGUCCAAUACUUCACAUAUCAGCUUCUGCGGGGAUUGAAAUACAUUCACUCGGCAGGGGUCAUCCACCGGGAUCUCAAGCCUAGUAAUCUGCUGAUCAACGAGAACUGUGAUCUGAAGAUCUGUGACUUUGGCUUGGCUCGGGUGCAAGAGCCUCAGAUGACGGGCUAUGUCUCCACCAGAUACUACAGAGCACCCGAGAUCAUGUUGACUUGGCAGAGAUACGGCAAGCAGGUGGACAUCUGGAGUGCUGGCUGCAUUGUUGCCGAAAUGCUCCGUGGCAAGCCCUUGUUCCCCGGUAAAGAUCACAUCAACCAGUUCUUCCUGAUCACGGAAGCGCUUGGAAGCCCACCGGACGAGGUGAUUCAGAGGAUCAGCACGAAGACGACUUUGCAGAUUGUUCAGUCACUGGGCAAACGCAAGCCUCCGGUGUGGGGGUCCCUGUUCCCCGGGGCUGACGCUCAGGCGGUUGAUCUACUCGCAAAGAUGCUUGUAAUUGAUCCCGACAAACGUAUCUCCGCCGAGGAAGCCUUGGAACACCCAUACCUGGCUGUUUAUCACGACCCUAAUGACGAGCCCGUUGCCGAGACUAUGUUUGACUGGUCUUUCCAGGAGGCCGUAUACUCUACAGAUGAGUGGAAGAUCAUGAUAUACUCUGAAGUGGUGGACUUCCACGACCUCGGUCCAACAGGGCAGCCCCUCGUCGACUCAGCUCCACCUGCUGAUCCUACGUACGGUCUCGAUAAUGUUACUGGCCUAGGCCAACAGCCGAUUGACGGCAUGUACCAGCCUCCUGUCGAUAGUAUCGACCAGGAUAUCCUGCAAUACCUGCAGAUCUAA